Messenger RNA from Colletotrichum higginsianum IMI 349063, 3279 nucleotides. Its product is annotated as Cytochrome P450. The record is from RefSeq and is a predicted model, not a curated record. Gene Ontology annotation, cellular component: cytosol. Lineage: Eukaryota; Fungi; Ascomycota; Sordariomycetes; Glomerellales; Glomerellaceae. The transcript has 5 exons. Gene Ontology annotation, molecular function: aromatase activity; heme binding; FMN binding. Bases 1 to 3279 code for a protein of 1092 amino acids.
AUGUCAGAAACAGCACCCGUCCCGGAGCCCCCCGGGCUGCCGUUCCUCGGCAACAUCACCGAGAUCGACCAGGAAUUUCCGCUGGGUUCCAUGAUAGCCCUCGCCGACAAGUAUGGUGAGAUUUACCGACUGAGGUUUCCCGGGCGGUCCAUCGUCAUGGUGUCGACCCGCGCCCUGGUGAACGAGACGUGCGAUGAGAAGCGGUUCAAGAAGUCUGUGAAUCGGGCACUGAGUCAAAUCAGGAAUGGCGUGCACGACGGACUCUUCACGGCGCGAAUGGGCGAGGAGAACUGGGGCAUCGCGCAUCGCGUGCUCAUGCCCGCCUUCGGCCCCCUCUCGAUCCGCAGCAUGUUCGACGAGAUGCACGACAUCGCGAGCCAGCUGGCCCUCAAGUGGGCGCGGUACGGCCCGGAAUCCCAGAUCACCGUAACGGACGACUUCACGCGCCUGGCGCUCGACACGCUGGCCCUGUGCUCCAUGGGCUUCCGCUUCAACAGCUACUACUCGCCCGUCCUGCACCCCUUCAUCGAGGCCAUGGGCGACUUCCUCGUCGAGGCCGGCAACAUGUCCCGCCGCCUGCCGCUGCCCUCGUUCGUCUACAGCGCCAAGGACCAGAAGUUCGCCAGCGACAUCGAGAUCCUGCGCGGCACCGCGCGCGAGGUGCUCGAGUCGAGGAAGGCCGGCAAGACCAGCGACCGCCGCGACCUGCUGACGGCCAUGCUCGAGGGCGUCGACCCCAAGACGGGCAAGAAGAUGACGGACGAGAGCAUCAUGGACAACCUCAUCACCUUCCUCAUCGCCGGCCACGAGACCACCUCGGGCCUGCUGUCCUUUGCCUUUUACCAGCUGCUCAAGCACCCGGACGCCUACCAGAAGGCCCAGCAGGAGGUCGACGGCGUCGUCGGCAAGGGCCAGAUCAAGGUCGACCACCUCUCCAAGCUGCCCUACCUCAACGGCGUCCUGCGCGAGACCCUGCGCGUCAACGCCACCAUCCCGCUCUUCACCGUCGAGGCCUUUGAGGACACCCUGCUCGCCGGCAAGUAUCCCGUCAAGGAGGGCGAGACCAUCAUCAACCUGCUGGCCAAGUCCCACCUCGACCCGGCCGUCUUCGGCGAGGACGCCAACGAGUUCAAGCCGGAGCGCAUGAUGGACGACAACUUCAACCGCAUCACCAAGGAGUUCCCCAACUGCUGGAAGCCCUUUGGCAACGGCAUGCGCGCCUGCAUCGGCCGCCCCUUUGCCUGGCAGGAGGCCCUGCUCGUCAUGACCAUGCUGCUCCAGAACUUCAACUUCGUCCUCGACCCCAACUACAGCUUCGGCAUCAAGCAGACCCUCACCAUCAAGCCCAAGGACAUGCACAUGCGCGCCAUCCUGCGCGACGGCCUGACCCCCACCAGCCUCGAGCGUCGUCUCGCCGGCCUCGCCGAGCCCGAGAAGGCCCCUGAGCAGGCCAAGUCUGAUAAGACCGCCGCCUCCUCCUCCUCCUCCUCCGAGACCGGCAAGCCUCUGACGAUCCUCUACGGCUCCAACAGCGGCACCUGCGAGGCCCUGGCCCAGCGUGUCGCCUCGGACGCCGCGUCUCACGGCUUCCGCGCGACAAAGAUCGACUGCCUCGACAGCGCCAACGGCAGCCUGCCCACCGACCAGCCCGUCGUCAUCAUCACGGCCUCCUACGAGGGCCAGCCCCCCGACAACGCCGGCCACUUCGUCGCCUGGCUCGAGGGCCAGGACAAGGCCGCGGCGCCGCUCAAGGACGUCUCGUACGCCGUCUUCGGCUGCGGCCACAAGGACUGGGUCCAGACCUUCCACCGCAUCCCGAAGCUCGUCGACGCCACCCUCGAGCAGCUCGGCGCGAGCCGUCUCGCCGAUGUUGGCCUCACGGACGCCUCGUCGGGCGAGGUCUUUUCCAACUUUGAGUCCUGGGAGGACGACGUGCUCUGGCCGGCGCUGACGAGCAAGUACGAGACGACGCCCACGAAGACGACGACGGCUACGACGACGACGACGACGACCGGAGCCGACGACGGCAGCAGCAAAAAGACCAAGGGCGUCGACGUCGUCAUCAGCAACCCCAGGACCUCGACCCUGCGCCAGGACGUCCGCGAGGCCACCGUCACCAACACGGCCACGCUGACCGGCAGCGCAGGCGAGCCCAAGAGCACCAAGAAGCACAUCGAGAUCCAGAUCCCGGACGACAUGACCUACACCGCCGGGGACUACCUCGCCGUCCUGCCCAUCAACCCCAAGGAGAGCGUCUACCGCGCCAUGCGGCGCUUCCACCUCGCCCGCGACGCCCAUCUCAGCAUCAAGACGGACGGCCCCACGUCCCUCCCGGUCGACAGCUCCGUGCCCGCCCACGACCUCCUCAGCUCUUACAUUGAGCUCUCGCAGCCCGCCACGAGACGAAACCUGCUUGCCCUUGCUGAGUAUGCAGAGAGCGAGGACGUCAAGGCCGAGCUGAGCCGUCUGGCGACCGACGCCUACGGCGACGAGAUCAGCGGGAAGCGCGUCUCCGUCCUCGACCUGCUUGAGCGCCACCCUUCUAUCGACCUGCCCAUCGGUGUCUUCUUGUCCAUGAUGCCGCCGAUGCGCGUCAGACAAUACUCCAUCUCCUCUUCGCCCAUGGCAACCCCCAACAAGGUUACCCUCACCUUUUCCGUGCUGAACGAGCCUUCGCUCUCCGGCCAGGGGCCCUACAUCGGCGUCGCCUCCUCCUACCUCGACUCCCUCGCCGAGGGCGACUCCCUCCACGUCGCCAUCCGGCCCUCCCACGCCGCCUUCAGCCUCCCCACGGACGCCGAGCGGACGCCCAUGGUCUGCGUCGCCGCCGGCACCGGCCUCGCCCCCUUCCGCGGCUUCAUCCAGGAGCGCGCCGCCAUGAUCGAGGCCGGCCGCGCCCUCGCCCCGGCCCUGCUCUUCUUCGGCUGCCGCUCGCCCGAGCACGACGACCUCUACCGCGCCGAGCUCGACAAGUGGGAGGCCCUCGGCGCCGUCUCGGUGCGCCGCGCCUACAGCCGCGAGCCCGAGAAGAGCGAGGGUUGCCGCCACGUGCAGGACCGCAUGUGGCGGGACCGCGAGGAGCUCGUCGACCUGUGGAAGCGGGGGGCCAAGGCCUACGUCUGCGGCUCGCGGGCCGUCGCCGAGUCGGCCAAGGAGACCAUCAUCAAGAUCAAGGUCGAGAUGGAGAAGGCCAAGGGCGUCGACGCCGACGAGGGCGACGUCAAGGACUGGUUCGAGGCUCUGAGGAACAUCCGCUACGUCACGGAUGUCUUUGAUUAG